CGACGACACUCCAUCCAAGCGGCGCCAGCUCCUGGGGUUCAGGCGGUGCUGUUGGAGUCCCUGCCCGACUUGGCCGUCUCUUCCUUAGCGGCUCCUCCUAGAACUCUCUUCAGUGCUCUUACUGGCAGGUGGGGGCGUCCAGAUGGAGCGCUCGCAGGGCCAGGAUUCAUAGACUUCAUAGCUGAUGAGGUGGACCUGACUUCAGCCCUGACCCGGAAGAUCACACUGAAGACACCACUGAUCUCUUCCCCCAUGGACACUGUGACGGAGGCCGACAUGGCCAUUGCGAUGGCCCUGAUGGGAGGUAUUGGUUUCAUUCACCACAACUGCACCCCAGAAUUCCAGGCCAACGAGGUGCGGAAGGUCAAGAAGUUCGAACAAGGCUUCAUCACGGACCCCGUGGUGCUCAACCCCUCACACACUGUGGGUGACGUGCUGGAGGCGAAGAUUCGGCACGGCUUCUCCGGCAUCCCCAUCACAGAGACGGGCACCAUGGGCAGUAAGCUGGUGGGCAUCGUCACCUCCCGAGACAUCGACUUCCUCGCCGAGAAGGACCACACCACCCUCCUCAGUGAGGUGAUGACGCCCAGGAUCGAGCUGGUGGUGGCUCCAGCGGGCGUGACAUUGAAAGAGGCAAAUGAGAUCCUGCAGCGUAGCAAGAAAGGGAAGCUGCCCAUUGUCAAUAACCGCGACGAGCUAGUGGCCAUCAUUGCCCGCACCGACCUGAAGAAGAACCGGGACUACCCUCUGGCCUCCAAGGACUCCCACAAGCAGCUACUGUGUGGGGCAGCUGUGGGCACCCGGGAAGAUGACAAAUACCGCCUGGACCUGCUCACCCAGGCGGGCGCUGAUGUCAUCGUCCUGGACUCAUCCCAAGGGAACUCAGUGUAUCAGAUCGCCAUGGUGCACUACAUCAAGCAGAAAUACCCCCACCUCCAGGUGAUCGGGGGGAAUGUGGUGACAGCAGCCCAGGCCAAGAACCUGAUUGACGCGGGUGUGGACGGGCUGCGUGUGGGCAUGGGCUGCGGCUCCAUCUGCAUUACCCAGGAAGUGAUGGCCUGUGGUCGACCCCAGGGCACUGCCGUGUACAAGGUGGCUGAGUACGCCCGGCGCUUUGGUGUGCCCGUCAUAGCUGAUGGUGGCAUCCAGACCGUGGGGCACGUGGUCAAGGCCCUGGCCCUUGGCGCCUCCACGGUGAUGAUGGGCUCCCUGCUGGCCGCCACCACGGAGGCCCCUGGCGAGUACUUCUUCUCCGAUGGGGUGCGGCUCAAGAAGUACCGGGGCAUGGGCUCGCUGGAUGCCAUGGAGAAGAGCAGCAGCAGCCAGAAGCGAUACUUCAGCGAGGGGGAUAAGGUGAAGAUCGCACAGGGCGUCUCGGGCUCCAUCCAGGACAAAGGCUCCAUUCAGAAGUUUGUGCCCUACCUCAUAGCGGGCAUCCAACAUGGCUGCCAGGAUAUCGGGGCCCGAAGCCUGUCUGUCCUACGGUCCAUGAUGUACUCAGGAGAGCUCAAGUUCGAGAAGCGCACUAUGUCAGCCCAGAUCGAGGGCGGCGUCCAUGGCCUGCACUCUUACGAGAAGCGGCUGUACUGAGGACGGCGGUGGCAGCCGAGGUGGUGGAGGGAGCACACCCCAGGACUCCCCUGCGGGUUCAGCCUCCCUUCAUAACUGAACGGCCUGCAGAUUUGCACUACAGCCUCCCCAGCUCCUCCAGGAAGUGAGAUGGGGAGGUCCUGAGGGGUCCGUGGUCCCUCCUUGGGCGUUCCCUGCAGAGUCAGGGCUGCUUCCUGGGCCGGGCUGCCCUGGGAGACCCCAGGGUUCUCCCUUCCUCAGCCCCCUUCCCCCAGCCCAGCCAGCCUGGGCUCUCAGGCCCUGCGCCUGCCUCAGGUCUUUCUCGCUGCAGCCUGCUCGGGCCAGGCUCCCACCCCUGGGGCAGGCGGCCCCUCCUGGCUUCUCCUGUAGGGCACCUCCCUCCCUGUCCCCCACCCCGCAGGAAAUGGUGCUCUCCUGGCCCUGCCUCUGGCCCUUCCCGGGCUGCUGCCCCCUCUGCCAUGUGGCACUUCUGGGGUCCCGACCUCGGCCGGCCGGGGAGGUCUCUGCCCCCUUCCCAGACCCAGGGCUACCCUUGGGCCCUGCUCCUCAGGCCACUCCCCUCCCUCUCGCCCUGGGGAGGAGGCUGUCCUGGUAAUGGCCGCCUGCCCAUCAUUCCUGACUCACCGAGCCCCCGGUAUACCAUUCCCACCCUCUCCUCAGCUGCAGUCAGAGGCUUUAACUUUGCACACUUUGGGAUCACCGUUGCGUCAUUGUGUAUUACAUAAUCUGAAUAAAUCAAGCAGGUCUCAACACCUCCAC
Molecule: messenger RNA, 2349 nt
Organism: Carlito syrichta (Philippine tarsier)
Lineage: Eukaryota; Metazoa; Chordata; Mammalia; Primates; Tarsiidae
Gene: IMPDH1
Product: inosine monophosphate dehydrogenase 1
Exons: 14
Coding region: 253-1590 (445 amino acids)
Biological process (GO): GTP biosynthetic process
Cellular component (GO): cytoplasm
Molecular function (GO): IMP dehydrogenase activity
Source: RefSeq, a predicted model, not a curated record